GUAUAAAAUGCUGCACAUCUCUUGCACCUAGCACAAAUCGGCAACUCAGAAUAAAAUUUACUUUUGUGCGACAGUUUCUACCCUAAAGUAGCAGUUAAAUAGUAUAAGGAAUGGAAAAAACAAAGAACAGCCCCGUAUUUAAGCCGAAGAGAAGAGAUAAAAAUGAAGACCUCAACGAGGACGCGGACAGCGACGAACCGCAAAUUAAAUUCGCGCGUCUCAGUGACGACCAGUGCGAUGGUUUGCAAUUGGAAUUGAAUGCCACAUACCAGCAGAAAGAUAUUAUCAAGUGGCUGCAGACUAGCUGGGAGAAGCAGGCAGAUGCUGCGAAGGAGGAGAAUACCGGUGCACAAAUAUUUGGCGAACCUUUUCAGAUUUGCCUGAUGCCAGAUCUGGUAUUAUCGACGGAGACCACCAAGGCUCUGGUGGACGAGAUGGUCAACAAGGUGCGAUGGUCACGUAAACAGAUGGAUUUGUAUGAAUUCUACCAAAGCACAGAUCUUUCCAACAUGGCCGAGUGUCACCUGCUGACCAAAUUUUUGCAGCUACUGCGACGGCAAGUGCGUCCCUGGCUGGAGCAAGUGACCAAUCUGAAGUUAGACUACGUGUCAGCCUCCUGCUCCAUGUAUACAUGUGGCGAUUACUUACUAGUGCAUGACGACUUGCUGAAGGAUAGACAAGUUGCAUUUAUAUACUACCUCACACCGUGGGAAGGCGCCGAAGAAUGGUCGGACGAGCAAGGGGGAUGCUUAGAAAUAUUUUCUAGUGAUAACGAAGGCUUUCCGCAGUUUCCAGUUCAACGUAAAAUAGCGCCAAAAAACAAUCAGUUCGCAUUCUUCAAAGUCGGUUCACGUUCCUUUCACCAGGUGGGAGAAGUGACUACUUUCGACUACCCGCGCUUGACAAUAAAUGGCUGGUUCCAUGGCGCCACCAACGAUGCUAUCGUCGAAGAUUCGUUGCGCCCUUUUCCCCGCCUCAAUUACGUACAACCAGAUGUUAAUAAGAGACCAGCUUUAGGUAUGUUGCUUAACGAUGUGUAUUUAAAGGCGGCCACACGUCGCAGCAUUCAGAAACGUAUCGAGGACAACUCGGAGAUUUGUCUAUAUGAAUUCUUCAAGCGCGAGAAGUUUGAGCUGGCGCGUUCUCAGCUCUUAAGCGAUGAAACACUUGUCUGGCAGCGUCAAGGUCCCGCUAACUGCCACAACUACGAAGUGCUGGACCUGAGCACGGCUAGCAAAACAGUAGAGGAAUUGCUACAGCUGUUUCGGAGCAAUUCCAUGUUCGAUCUGCUGCGAGACUUUACUGACCUGGAUCUGUACGGCGCGGAUGCCAUAACACCCACAUGCAGUGUGGAACUUCAGCGUUGGUCGCACGGCAACUACACGGUGCUUGGUGAUGGUCUGAUUAGCGAGGAGAACACUCUAGAUUUGGUCUAUUACCUAAAUGCGGCUGAGGGCGCGGCGGUAAUAACUUAUCUUUCGCCUGAGGCUGAGCCACGUGCGGAGCAGAUAAACGACAGCAAUGAGCAGAUGGUUGGGGAUAGCUUCAACGGAGGGCUCGAUGGUUGUGGCGAUAAAAAUGAUGAUGACAGUGACGUUGAAGAUGUGGCAGACGAAGUCGAUGGCGACGUUGAGGAUAUCGAAACCGCUCAGGAAGAUUCAGUGCUGCUUACAAUAACGCCCGUCGACAAUGCAUUGAAUAUUGUUUAUCGUUGUGAGGGCACUACAAAAUUCACAAAGUACGUGUCGCGAAAUACGCCGUUGGAGACAGGACCCGUUUUUGUUAUAUCCUGCAGUUACAGGGAGUAGCACAGUAAUACAUUCGAGGCACAAUUUUUGUUAAACUGUCGCUGGCAAAACAAUCUACUAUACAACAUUUGUUAUUUUUACAUCUACAUUUCAAUUGAUAACGGUUGAUUGUAAAUAAUGCCGAGUAACAUGAUGGCUAAGCAAUAAGAACUUGUAGUGCAUUUCGACUAAAAUGUUUCAUAAAAUAUAUACUUUUUUUAAUUGAAUAAAUGUGCACAAGAAAAACCAA
Messenger RNA from Scaptodrosophila lebanonensis, 2037 nucleotides. Its product is annotated as prolyl 3-hydroxylase sudestada1-like. Gene Ontology annotation, biological process: peptidyl-proline hydroxylation; regulation of translational termination; attachment of GPI anchor to protein. Bases 111 to 1808 code for a protein of 565 amino acids. Gene Ontology annotation, cellular component: cytoplasm; GPI-anchor transamidase complex. The record is from RefSeq and is a predicted model, not a curated record. The transcript is spliced from 2 exons. Lineage: Eukaryota; Metazoa; Arthropoda; Insecta; Diptera; Drosophilidae. Gene Ontology annotation, molecular function: peptidyl-proline dioxygenase activity; L-ascorbic acid binding; iron ion binding.